Messenger RNA from Ailuropoda melanoleuca (giant panda), 405 nucleotides. RefSeq names its product nostrin-like. The record is from RefSeq and is a predicted model, not a curated record. NCBI's taxonomy places the organism in Eukaryota, Metazoa, Chordata, Mammalia, Carnivora, Ursidae. The transcript is spliced from 3 exons. Gene Ontology annotation, molecular function: protein binding. Bases 43 to 342 code for a protein of 99 amino acids.
CAACAGACGCAUAGUUAUGUAAAAAUAUCUCGGCCUUUUCUGAUGAAGAGAUUAGAGAAUGUUGUGAGCAGGACGUCUUCUGGUGGGCAGAGAAUCCCAAGUUCCUCAUCCACAGCCUCCGGUGUGGCCCCGCUCGGCAGUGGUCUUUGCAAGGCUUUAUAUUCUUUUCAAGCCAGACAGGAUGAUGAAUUAAAUUUGGAAAAAGGCGACAUUGUGACUAUAUACAGGAAACAAGAAGAAGGAUGGUGGUUUGGUUCUCUGAAUGGAAAAAAGGGCCAUUUUCCUGCCUCUUACGUGGAGGAGCUCCCUUCCAGUGCUGGGAACCCGGCUACCCAGGCAUAAAACAGGAUUCCGAGCACACCGCCUUCCUCUGUCAGCUGUACAGGGCUGUGCAAAUAAAGAUAA